UCUUGGGAUUGAGUCCCGGGCUCUCUGCAUGGGGCCUGCUUCUCCCUCUGCCUGUGUCUCUGCCUCUUUCUGUCUCUCAUGAAUAAGUAAAUAAAAUCUUUAAAAAAGGGGGGAGGGGGAGUGAGAUAGCAGUAGAAUUAGAGGGACUAAUUAGGACUGUGAAUAAACCUGAAAUGUGAAGAAUGGAGAAGAGCACCAACAGACAGUUAAUUUCAUCUAAUGCUAUUACUUUAUUACACAUGUUGAGACCGCGUGUUUGGGAAAAGAGAGUUGAGGUUUAUGUAGAACACUUUUUUCUUUUUAUAAAAUAAGCACAUUGUUAAACAUACGUAAAAUAUUAAAAACUACUUAGAAUAGAUUUUAAAAAUCACACCCUCCUCCACUUACACCCCCAACCCCCAACAAUGUGCCUUUUCCAGCUCUAAUUAGGGCAGGCAGGGACACACUUUAAUUCUUUCUCCGUCCUCGAGACCCUAAUCAGAACGGGGCUGCCCCCUUGCGGUCUCCUCGGUGUCACAGCCUCAAUCGGCCUGUCGUCCCUGAGCCCCCGUCCCCUUCGCGGCAUUGUACUUCCAGGCCUGCGAGAAGCACCAAGUAGUAAAUUCCAGACUUGGUCAACUACGGACGCGCACCUUCCCUCCUUCCGGGUCUUUCGAAUCUUCUCCAGGGAACACGUAAAGAAAUGAAGCCGGACAAAGGUCUAAUCUAGGAAAUCAGGAACCUACCCAGGCUCCGUUCCCUGCGCAGGGCCAGAGAAGCCCGCAUAGGCAAGUCAGGGACGAGCGAGCUGGGCUUUGACCUCUGGAGUCGUGGCUGGCUGGUAUCCGAGCUGGUAACGUGCGCGGCGGGUUAUGUAAGGAAAGGGCCGGAGGAGCCACCCCCGUGGGAGUGCGCGAGAGGACGCGGUGUUCUCGGCGGCAGUUCCCACCCUGCAGGGCAGGAGGCAGCCAGCCUGGAAGAGGCGGAGGCGGAGACGGUGAAGCGCGGACCUGCGGGUCACGAGGGCCCCGGGGGCGGCCGAGAGACAAGAGGAUACACAGGGGCGUCCAUCCGUUCUCUCGCACGUUGCACACCCAAGUCGCCGACGGCUUCCACGUGCGGCCCUCGGGCGGGGCACGGAAUGCUUCCCUUCCAGCCAAUCGUCACCUAGCUGUGUCUCUAUUGGCCGAGCCCCUGGAGGCUGUAGCAAAUGGGAUGCGAACUUGGGGAACAUGCGUCACGCGCCGCCGACUAGCCAACCAAUGAGGCCGCGAGGUUCCGAUCUUUGGGUACUCCGGGAGUUGUUAAGCUCCUGCUUCUGAACCUAUGGAUUCUCCAGCUAGCGAUUACUCCUGUUCUUCCUACUCUCUGUCUUCCUGUCUUUCCACCUCCCCAGUGAACAGUGACUUUGGCCUCCCGUCAGAUAGCGAGGGGGAGGACAAGGGGACCCAUGGCCCCAGGUCAGAUCCUGCUGGGCAGAGGGGAGGUUCUCGGCCCAGCCCGGGGCCUAUCCGCUGCAGGCAACGAACCAAGGUUUCCAGCAACCAACAUACAGCAUCUCACCUGGAACAGCGGGGCUUGGCCUCUCUUAUGGUGGGAUCUGGGGUCAAAAAAUCAAGAGAUGGUGAAUUACAGACCAACGUAAACAUCCAAGGUUGUACCACAGAAGGAGACCGGCUCUUUGCUCAGAAGUGUAAAGAGCUCCAAGGAUUUAUCCGUCCUCUCACAGACCUACUGAAUGGGCUGAAGAUGGGUCGAUUUGAGAGAGGAUUGAGCAGUUUCCAGCAGAGUGUGGCAAUGGACAGAAUCCAGCGUAUUGUAGGUAUUUUGCAGAAGCCACAAAUGGGGGAGCGUUAUCUAGGAACCUUGCUACAGGUAGAAGGGAUGUUAAAGACUUGGUUUCCUCAUAUAGCUGCCCAGAAGUCAUCAUUGAGUAGUAGCAGGCACCAGCUGACCAAGCAUUUUCCAAGCCCCCACAGUUACUCAGCUGCUUCCUCUCCUGCACCUCCCCUGGAAAAGAUGAACAAGACACAGUUAGGACAUCUGCUGUUUAAACCAAAGCAGCCUUGGCACUUCACUGAAUGGCCAACUAUGCACCUUACUUGGAUCCACACCACUCCAAUCUGCAACCCUCCCCUCAGUUCCCCAGGUACCAUUUCCUUUAGCCAUGGUCCUUUAGGCACUGGAGCCAGCAUUGGUGUCAUCCUUUUUGUCCAGCAUGGAAUGCAGCCUUUCACCCAUUCUGCCCCAACCACUCCAGUUCCGCCCACCACAGCGUCUCCUGUCAUCCCUGUUGAUCCUAAGAAACUCUCUAGAGAGGGACCUCAUUGCCACAGUUUGCCAGCAACUCUGCCAUCAGACUGCAGCUGUACCCUGUCUGGCCCUGGUCUACCCACUAUGGCCAGAGAGAUGAGCAUGGGACAUCUAGAGCAAAUGAGAAGCCAUCCUCCAGUUGCUCCUGAGGUCCAUUCUCUCAACCCCUAAUCCAGGACUUGAGACUGUGGUUUCUAAUUUGUGUAAAUGUAUGUCUCUCAUAUAUAUUUUUUACUUUUCAUGUGUACAUUUGUGUUGAGGGAAGAGAAGUCCUUUUUGAUUAAAGAAACUUUAUACCUAAACAGUUUGUUGGUUGGAGGAAAUUGAAACCUUCUGCUUCAAAUACCAAUAUUGGGCUUCUCAGCAGCAGAAAAGACAAAGGGGAUAGGAAUAUUUGUGAAAAUAAUCUCCAGCAAGUUAGAAGUCUGGAUGGGAUGACAGAAGUCCUGUGAAGAGGAAAUGGGACUCUGCUGCUGGCUUCCUAGGGACUACCCUUGGGAUGGUUACAGGGUUCAGAAUUGGGCUUAUGUUUUCAUUUAGUUUCAGAGACUAGUACCUUUCCCUUUGUGUCUCUCACUUUUGUAGUCUUCCAGCUGGCCCAGACUAGCAGGUUUUUUCUGCUCUGGGAUAGCUCUUUGCUUUGAUGGGAGCUGUUGAUGCUCGUGGAUAAAUACAUAUGUAAUCUACUGCAGCCAGAGGAGGAAUAGAAGAGCCAGAACAGCCACUGUGGUGGCCAGUUUUGAAGAGGAAGGGGUGCACUAGAACUGUCAGAAUAGGAAGGCUCCUCAGACACUGGGCCACAUCUUUAUUCAGAAAGCUGCAGGAGGGGCGCCAGGGUGGGUGGCCUAGUCCAUUAGGCUUAAGCCUCAGACUCUUGAUUUUGGGUCAGGUCAUGAUCUCAGGGUCGUAAGAUCAAACCCCUUGCUGGUCACAGAGCCUACUUGAGAUUCUCUCUCUCUCUGCCCCUCCCCAAGUAAAAUAAAUAAAUAAAUCUUAAAACAACAACAACAAAGAAAAAAACCUGCAGCUGCUAAACCUAUGCAAGACUAAGGAAAGCUACCCAGUGCUAUCAUGAGGCAAACAUGAAAGUCAGUGAAUUUAUCUAAUACCCUUCUCUGUAUAUUACUCUAACUCAUAUAUCCCAGUUUCCACCAAAACCAUGUCUUCUCCCGUCCUAAGCCUUGGCAGUGUAUCAGACCACUUGGUCAUUUUAGUUAUUGUUUAUUGGCUACUUAGCAUAUUUCUCACAGCUAGUUAUACAUCUUUACCCUAUUUCCCAAGUACUCUGUUCUCAGGGAAUAAUUAUCUCUUGAUUUCAGAGAGAAAAUGACCUCUUUUCUUUUUUUAAGAUUUUAUUUAUUUAUUUGAGAGAGAGAGAGCACAUGAGCAGAGAGAGGGGCAGAAGGAGAGAGAGAAGCAGACUCGCCACUGAGCAGGGAGCCCAGAAUCAGGACUUGAUCCCUGGACCCUGAGAUCAUGACCUGAGCUGAAAGGCACUUAACCGACUUAGCCACCCAGGCACAUGACCUCCUUUUUAAGGCAAACGUCUCCAUUUGUGCUUUUGAUUACCUUUCUCCUCUGGAACUUUUACUGUAUCACUUAUCACUUGUAACUUCACGUUGUUCUUGAAUUGUUUAUUUAUUUAUAUCUCCUACAAGUAGUAUUUAUUCCUCCCACAAGUUCGGAUCAGGUCUCCCCCUUCUGGAAAACAUCUCUUAAGUCUGAUUGUCCUUUUUUGUCAUCUUCAUAUUUUUAACAGUCUAAUCUUUCUCUUUUCUACCACUCAAUCCUUAGCCUCUUGCAGCUACUAUUCUACUGUACCUUCCAGGGUCACUAAUUAUCACACCAAAUUAGGUAUUCUUUUUUUUUUUUAAGAUUUUAUUUAUGGGUGGCACCUGGGUGGCUCAGGUCACGAUCUUGGGGGCCAGGGAUCAAGCCCUGUGUGGGGCUCCCUGCUCAGUAGGCAGUCUGCUUCUGCCUCUGCCCCCCUCCCACUUGUGCUCUCUCCCUCUCAAAUGAAUAAAUCAAAUCUUAAAAAAUUAAAAAAAUAUUUUAUGUAUCUGAGAGAGAGAGCAUACAAAUAAGCAGGUGGGGAGGGCCAGAGGGAGAAGCAUACUGCUUACUGAGCAGGGAGCCCAAUGUGGGGCUUGAUCCCAGGAUCCCAAGAUCAUGACUCAUAAUCCAAACCUAAAGGCAGAUGCUUAAUGAACUGAGCCAUCUAGGCACCCCAGUAUCAAGUAUUCUAAUAUAUUUUCCACCGAAUCAAUAACUAGAUCCAAGCACAAAGGCUAUGUGCUCCAUGCUCUCUGUAGCAUCUGACACGCUUGAUGUUACCUACUGAAACUCUCCUCCCUUGGAUCCCAUGACAGCAUGCUAUCCACUAUCCUAAUUCUCCUCUUACCUUCCUGGCAGCAACUUCUAUACCUUGUAAUGGUCCCACUUAAGCCUGAUCUAGGGUGUGGACAUUCCCUUAGGCUUAGUCCUUGAUCCUUUAUUCUCUGACUAUAUUCUUUCACUUAAAAAUUUCAUCUUUCAUGGCUUUAUUGCCUCAACUUUUAAGACUUCUGAAUUGGGAAUCCCUGGGUGGCUCAGCAGUUUGGUGCCUACCUUUGGCCCAGGGUGUGAUCCUGGAGACCCGGAUCGAGUCCCACAUCAGGCUCCCUGCAUGGAGCCUGCUUCUCCCUCUGCCCCUCUCUCUCUCUCUCUCUCUCUCUCUCUCUCUCUCUCUCGUAUUUCAUGAAUAAAUAAAUAAAAUCUUAAAAAAAGACUUCUGAAUCUCCAUCUCUAAUCCCAAUUUCUCCCCUAGAAGACAUACUGAAUGUCUAUAUCUUUGCUGAACAGUUCUAUUUACAUGUUAUUAGUACCUAAAUAUUGUUGAAAAUUUCAGCAUUUUAGAACCAAGAGGUAUCAUUCACCACUCCUCCUCAUUUUUUAGAUGAGGAAACUUAGGUGGCUUAUGCAAGACAACACAACAUGGGGACAGAACUCUGGAUUUCCAGUCUGGUGCUUUUUCCAGUGGUCACCAAUCAAAAUAUUAUCUUUCCUUUAAAGAUGUCCUAUUCUGCUGUUUUAUACUCUUUUUCUUCUGUUAACACUAUGCUACCAUCAUUUUUCUAGAUAACUAAACUUAAAACUGCCCUCUUCCUACCCAUUUCAUUGCCACAUUUUUGGUCUGAACUUUAACUAUAGGAAUAGUCUCUCUUACCUCUCAUCUCUGCUCACUGAUACCAGAUUACUUUUCCUAGAACAGUGCUUUGCAUGUCAUUUCCUAUUCAACUCCUUCAGUGGCUCCUCAGUGCUUUGAGAAGUUCAAAGACUUUUCUCAAAGUCUUUGUUUCUCCUUCUGUUCCCCCACUUGAUCCCUAUGUUUACUUUUUCAUUUGCCCUUGAUGAACACUGUAAGACUUUUUAACUCUGAACUCUUCUUCAUGCUGUUCACCUUGCCCAGUCUUUCCUGCAUCUGUCAACUAAAUCCUACCUUUAAGAGACUCACUCAAGGCCUUCUCCCAAUUAUUCUUUCCUCUAAACAUGAUGUAUAAGCCGUCUUGGGCCCUUUCCUCCAUCAAAUGAGAUCAUGCACAUAAAGUGCCCAUACAAGGUUUGGCAUAUAGCAGGCUCUCAAAAAUGUUACUUUCCCUCUGCUUUUAUUUCAAAAAGAAUUUUCCAUUUUAUCCCAGUUGAUUCCCAUGACAAAUUUCGUGAUUGAGGGCAGACAUUGGUCUCAUUUUACAGACGAGAAAAUAGACUAAGAGUUUGUUAGGAGUCAGCAAGACUCAGAUAGUAAGUGUUUUAGGCUUUGUGGGCCGUACAUCUCUGUCGCAACUACCCAUCUCUGCCAUUGUAGCCCAAAACAGCCAUAUCUAAUAUGUAAACAAAUGAGCACAACUGUGCUCCUAUAAAGUUUUAUUUACAAAAACAGGGGUUGAACUGGAUUUUAUAAGCCGUAGAUUUCAGACUAUUGGUUCAAGUGACAUAGAACUUAUGACUAUCAGAAUUUGGAUAGAAAUCAGAUCUCUUGGGAUGGCUGGGUGGCUCAGUGGUUGAGCGUCUGCCUUUGGCUCAGGGCAUGAUCCUGGGGUCCCAGGAUGGAGUCCCACAUUGGUUCUUUGUGAGGAGCCUUCUUCUCCCUGUGCCUAUGUCUCUGCCCCUCCCUGUCUCUCAUGAAUAAAUAAAUAAAAUCUUUUUUAAAAAAUUAAAAGAAAUCAGAUCUCUCGACUUCUAAUCCACUGCUUUUCCAUAUUAUCCUUUUGCCUAUAUAAUUUACUUUGUAUUUAUCAUACGCUAAUUUGUUUUACUACUUAACUUUAAUGUCUACUGUAUUGUCUUCUAGUGGUCCAAGGGGUACUGGAAUGGUAUGAAAAACAAAGAGUAGGCAUUUACAAAGUUUGUUAAUAAACAUGAUGAUGUCUAGCUCUAUUUUAGUAUUUUGAACCUGGAUUACCUUAUAACACAAGUACCUGCUUGUGCACCUUUCUUCUUUUGAGCCUUUCUCUACUGUUUUCCAGUACAUGCUAGAUCUGAAUUUAUGUGAAAAACCA
Messenger RNA from Nyctereutes procyonoides (raccoon dog), 6830 nucleotides. RefSeq names its product circadian associated repressor of transcription (gene CIART). The record is from RefSeq and is a predicted model, not a curated record. The transcript has 7 exons. Gene Ontology annotation, biological process: circadian regulation of gene expression; negative regulation of DNA-templated transcription. Gene Ontology annotation, cellular component: nucleus. Gene Ontology annotation, molecular function: RNA polymerase II cis-regulatory region sequence-specific DNA binding. NCBI's taxonomy places the organism in Eukaryota, Metazoa, Chordata, Mammalia, Carnivora, Canidae. The coding region runs from base 1306 to 2463 and encodes 385 amino acids.